Messenger RNA from Brassica rapa (field mustard), 732 nucleotides. Its product is annotated as 17.4 kDa class III heat shock protein. The record is from RefSeq and is a predicted model, not a curated record. Lineage: Eukaryota; Viridiplantae; Streptophyta; Magnoliopsida; Brassicales; Brassicaceae.
UCUUAUUCAAAACGAAGCAGAAGCCAACAAUCAUAAGAAGAUUCGUUCCGAAAGACAAGAGAAAUGAGUGCUGUUGCAAUUAACCACUUGUUCGGUUUGCCUGAGACCAUCGAGAAGCUGAUCUUCCCGACUUCCCGCUCCGGUGAAGGUAACGAGACUCGAGGAGGAAGCAACAACAACAUCCCAAUUGACAUUCUUGAAUCUCCCAAAGAGUACAUCUUCUACGUCGACAUCCCCGGAAUCUCCAAAUCCGACAUCCAGGUGACUGUAGAGGAAGAGAGGACGCUGGUGAUAAAGAGUAACGGGAAGAGGAAGAGAGAGGAUCAUGACGAGAGCGAAGAAGGAUGCAAGUACAUAAGGCUAGAGAGGAGACUUCCUCAGAAUCUCGGAAGACGGAAGAAGAAGAAGAAGAAAGUGGCGGAGACUUACGUUUGACUUGAUAAACGGUGCCUCGGCUCAACGGGACUUGGGGAAGGAAGCCUCAUACUCUGGGAUCGAUCAGUCGAAGCGAGUAGCUGCUGCUGCAGCAGGACGAAUGAAUAGCUUCAGUUCUCGUCUCUUCUCUGUUUGAUUUUCCGAGAAAACUGCCUCCAGAAAAUAAUUAGAGAGCGAGAGAGAGAGAGGAGAACAAAUCAAAUAAUUUCGUUUGUUAAUUGUAUGCGCUGUGUUAUUGACAAGUUGUUUGAUAUUUUUCUGUUAAUACUAUAGUAAUAUACUGGAGAUCUUAAAUGA